Molecule: messenger RNA, 7344 nt
Organism: Pseudogymnoascus verrucosus
Lineage: Eukaryota; Fungi; Ascomycota; Leotiomycetes; Thelebolales; Thelebolaceae
Gene: RIM15
Product: rim15, signal transduction response regulator
Exons: 2
Coding region: 654-6347 (1897 amino acids)
Biological process (GO): phosphorelay signal transduction system; peptidyl-serine phosphorylation
Cellular component (GO): cytoplasm; nucleus
Molecular function (GO): ATP binding; protein serine/threonine kinase activity
Source: RefSeq, a predicted model, not a curated record
GCACUAUACUGCCCUGCACACUGCACCGUCUAUGUACCUACCAUCGUUAGAGACAUCCGUCCCUAGACCACCACACCCAAAACCGACCCCAUCGCCAAAUUAUUUCCACACAACACCCAACCCACCAGUUCACACCCACGAUAAACUUCACGACAACCUCGACAACAACAACACACAAAACGACAACCUAACGACAAUCUGCAAUCCUAUCAACCAUCAGCUCAAGGCCACAACUUCACUGUUCGCUCGGUCCCAUUGAGCCCCCAUCGUCAACCGUAGCAACACAUGCGUUGAGCGACAACCCACCCGGUCCCGCCGUGAACACCACACACCAAGGUCACCCACCACGCACACCCGCCCACGCCAAACGGGCACCCACCAACUCUCCCACCACAACCACACCAACCCAAGAAAGCCUACGCUCCUCCGAAAAAUGCAAGCAGUCACCACAACGAGGACUAGCUAGACACAACCUCCUCAGCCCAUGCACGGCCCACCCCGGCGUGAGCACCGCUUUAUGGCCUGGGCGCGCGCGUCGCGGACGUCCUGCGCAGCACGCUGAUAACGAGAGGAGGGGGAUUGAUUGGGGAUCCAUUCAUGUCGACGCCGGAUAGCGGGGACAACACCACCACGACAAUCACCUCGGCAGGACAAUGGAGACACCGGAUGGGACGCUGGCGCCGCCGGCGGUGACGGCGCUGCGGGGCACGGGCGCGGCGAUGGAGAGGACGCUGAGUGGGGAUAUGAGGCUCGAGAGGCAGGAUUUGAGGGAGGCGGCGGAGCAGACGCUGAAUGUGAUUCUGGAUUUGGGGCUGGAUGGGGUGGUGAGGUGGGUGAGUCCCAGCUGGACGGAUGUGAUUGGGACGGCGGUGGAGGGGGUGCAGGGACACAGCAUUGGGGAGGUGGUGGAGGCGGGGGAGGAGGUGUUUGGGAAGGCGGUUGAGGGGAUGAGGGGGGAUGCAAUGAGGAGUCAGAUUGUGAGGUUUGAGCUCGAACUGGGCGAGGCUUCGAAAUUGCUGAGGGUGAGAGAAGCGGGGGAGGAGGGGGAUGAGGAGGCGGAAGAGGUGAGGGAGACGGUUGAUUUGGAGGGGCAGGGGAUUAUGGUGUAUGAUCGCUCGACGGGAGAGGAGAGCCAUACUAUGUGGAUGAUCAGGCCAUGGGUCGAACCGCGCGAACUCAAAAUCGACCUACCGAGUAUAAUAGUCGAGAGUUUGGGAUCGGGAGCAGAGGUGCUGGCGAGCCAUCUCAACAUGCUCGCUGAGGCCGGACUCGACGACCCGGCACACCACCCACCGCCUCCCCCGGUCCUAUGCCGAAUCUGCGAGCGACAAAUACCACCGUGGUGGUUCGAGAAACAUACCGAGUUAUGUCUACAAGAACACCAGGCCGAGAUGAAGGUGCAAAUAUGCCAAGAGAACCUCACAGAACAUCGCCACGCCAUUGUAAAGGUGUUGGAUGCGUUGGAGGCGAGAAAGAGCCGCCCAUUAUCUACAACCGAGAUGCCAUUAUCCUCACCCCAGGCAGAAUACAAAGGAAUGCCCAUCGGCCCCACCUCCCAGCACAGCUCAGCAUCUGGAAGCUCCUCUCCAGCACCCAACCGACCAUCGCGCGACCCCUCAGCGUCAAAAAGCAACCACACACGCGCCCGCUCCUUCGCCGUCCGCCGCCCACAAGCCCGCAUCGUCGAGCUCCUCCUCGAUCUCUGCGACACAGCCAUCGAAAUCGGCACCCCGGCCAUCAAAGAAGUCUCCUCGCAGAUCGGGGAAUUCCGCACCCAAUCCCCCGCCUCCGAGUCCCGCGUCUCGCAGGUCCUACAGUGGCAGUCUCCUAGCACGAAUACGCUCGAUCAGGAGCAGGGACUCGCGCUGCUGUGUGCGGAUAGCGAGAAGGCGGCUAAGGAGAAGGUGGAUGCGGUGCUGAGGCAUCGGGGGAUCCUGGAGUAUAGUGAGAGGAUCCGCGGGGAGUUUGCGCUGAUUGUGCAGGAUUGUAUUGAUGAGGCUGUACGCAAGGCGGCGAGGUUCGCGGCGGGACUGGAUACGGAUUCUAUGGAUGAGGAUGAUGAUGUGCCAGAACACGAUGAUAGUUUCUUUAGAGGCUCGUUUGACGGACCGUCCACACUGGCGGCGGCGCUGCGAGAGGCGGAGAUGAAACAGCACGAAGAACGACUGAGCAGGUCGUCACAAGCAGUCUCUACCACCGGCUCGAGUAGUCCGAAAGAGUGUCCUACACCACGCUCCCACGCAGGGACUCUGAGCAUGCUCACACAAGCACGACACUCAUCCCGUGCUUCCGCUGGGCCUUCACGCCGCGGCUCGCUCUACUUCGAGAGCGGCAACGAUGACAGUGAUAGCAGUAUCCGCUCCUCAUCCGUUAUGUCUCGCCCCACGCGCAUCGAAUCACCCGUUUCUGAAUUCGGUGACCUUCGCCGAGCGGCCAGCUCCCGCCAGCGCAACCGUCGCAGCAUGGUCCUCCCAGGCCACCGCUCCAGCUCCCCGCAGCGACAGGAAUCGCCGUCGCGGCCUGGUGGAGGAAUUAGCUCGUCACCGCUGCGGAUUGCGAAACCUCGUUCGCUGGCAACGGGACAACAGGCGAUGCGAUCACCUGUCACGUCGCCGCUGCUGAGCUAUCAUGAGUUUGCCUCGCCGUCGCUGGCGCCGCAUCACCACAGGCGGCAGUCGUCGGCAACAGGAUCGGUGCCGCCGCCGUCGCCGCGUCUGAAUUCAGCGAGUGUACCGCAAGCGCGUGCUGUGCCGCCAUCGAUUAAAGAUUUUGAGAUUAUCAAGCCGAUUAGCAAGGGAGCGUUUGGGAGCGUGUAUUUGUCCAAGAAGAAGUCGACUGGAGAUUACUUCGCAAUCAAGGUGCUAAAGAAGGCAGACAUGGUUGCCAAGAACCAAGUUACGAAUGUCAAAGCCGAGCGCGCCAUCAUGAUGUGGCAGGGCGAGAGCGAUUUUGUGGCUAAGCUGUAUUGGACGUUCUCGAGCAAGGAUUACUUAUAUCUUGUGAUGGAGUAUCUCAAUGGUGGCGACUGUGCGUCGCUCAUCAAGGUCCUCGGUGGCCUGCCGGAGGAUUGGGCGAAGAAGUAUCUUGGAGAGGUCAUUCUGGGAGUUGAGCACCUGCACAGUCGCGGUAUCGUGCAUCGUGAUUUGAAGCCGGAUAAUCUGCUCAUAGACCAGAAGGGACAUCUGAAGUUGACUGAUUUCGGACUGUCGAGGAUGGGUCUGAUUGGUCGACAGAAGCGCGUUCUGAGUAGUGCUGGCAGCGAGCAGGCGCCUGAUUUAUUGAAGCAGGGACCGUUUGCGAGGGCGUCGUCGCUGGCGUCGUCGAGAUCGACGUCGUUUGAUUUUCAGACCCAUCAGUCACCUGGGUCCACACCGAUGAUGACGCCUGAUCUGGGGACUGCGAUGGGGCAACCUUCGUACUUCAGCCUGACGCGUGAGAACAGCAUGAGCCGCGACUCGCGACAGAGCCAGCGCAGCGAUAGCGGGGGAAGUGACACACUCAGCGCUAUGUUUAGCAGUUUUUCGCUCACCGAGCCUCAGCAAGUGAGUCCGCGCCCUAGAGAAGGUGAAGAAAAUGAGAGCGAGCGGGGAUCGCCUGAGAUGUUCAGCUUGCAGAAUGUGAAUAGCCACUCCAGCGUCGAUACGAAGAAUACCCCACCGCAAGCUAGCAUGAUGCCACCACCCAUGGCACUGUUCGAUCCAGAUGACAAUACACGCCGCUUCGUCGGGACGCCGGAUUACCUCGCGCCCGAGACUGUCAAGGGCGAGGGUCAAGAUGAGACGAGCGAUUGGUGGUCUGUGGGGUGUAUCCUGUUUGAGCUACUAUAUGGUUACCCGCCCUUCCACGGCGACACUCCCGAGCACGUCUUCGAGAACAUCCUCGCGCGCAAGAUCUCGUGGCCGAGUGAAGACGAGGCUGAAGUCUCCCAAGAGGCUAAGGACCUCAUGAACGCGAUGCUAUGCAUGUCGCCCGCCGAACGCCUCGGUGCUAAUACCGACGAAAAAUUCAGCUCCGGCGCGGAGGAAAUCAGGAACCACCCGUGGUUCGCGGAUAUUAACUGGGAUACCCUCCUCCAGGACGAAGCGCAGUUCGUGCCCGUGCCUGAGAAUCUAGAAGAUACAGAGUACUUCGACAGUCGUGGCGCGACGCUACAAUCCUUCGCUGAGGAGAUGGAAGAUCAAAUCUCCCCAGCUGCCGCGACAGCGCCACCGGAGUAUCCCCCCGAGCGGCCCCACGACGCUCUGUCGCGAGUCCGCACGCAAAUCAACUCCAUGAAGCGCGGUCUAAUGCCCCUCCACAUCCCACCCCACGUGCGAGACCUCAAGAGCCGCCGCCUCAGCGAGCCCGUCAUCGCCGACGACUUCGGGAACUUCGCAUUCAAGAACCUGCCCGUCCUAGAAAAAGCAAACAAAGACGUCAUCCAAAAACUGCGCGCCGAGGCCAUCGCAGCACAGAGCAAAGCAGCAGUCGUCAGCCUGGUAUCGACGAGUAAUAGCGCUAUGGUCUCCCCAGUUCCGCCGCUAGAGGGAAGCCCGGUGAUUCCGAUGCCGCUGCAGCGUACGAUGUCGAAUGCGAAGGCGGGGAAUCGACCAUCCUCGCCGUCGCCGAGUCAGGCGAAUUCGUCGCCGUCGAGACAGUCGCAGCCGUCGUCGCCGCUGCUGGUGUCGUUUGUGGCGGGGCAGCAGCAGAUUGGUGAUGGGAAUGGGAGGAGGAAGACCUCUAGUACGUCGUCUAGUUUGUCGCAGCAGCAGUCUCUGCAGCCGGGGGGGGGGUUCUUCGAUGUCCCACGAAUUUCGCCGACGUUGCAUAAAUCGGGAAUCGCGACAGUGUCAACCUCGCCGAUUAAGACGAGGGGGAUACCCGCCCCUCUGGCGCUCUCACCUGCCAAGGUAGCAGGAUCACACAGCACGCCCGGCCGCUCGCGCUCCCAAACCGUCGGGUCCCAAGAAAGCAGUCCCAUCACCGUCGGCGACCUCUUCUCGCACCACAAGCGGCGCAGCCAAGUCUUCGACAUGUCGCCCUCCAGCUCCGACAACGAAGGCGACAAAGCCAACGCCCUCCUGCGCGUGCAACGCCGCCGCCAAUCCUCCCGCCGCCUCUCCCAGAUCAACAUCUCCGACGGCCCCGUCUUCCGCCCGCUCGACGUGCUGAUCUGCGAGGACCACCCCGUGUCGCGGAUGGUGAUGGAGAAGCUCCUCGAGAAGCUACGGUGUCGCACCAUUACCGUGGCGGAUGGCGCGGAGGCGACGAGGGUGGCGAUGAGCGAUAUUAAGUUCGAUGUCAUUAUGAUGGAAUUCAAGCUCCCUGCUGUCAAUGGCGCGGAUGUGGCGAGGAUGAUUAGGAGUACUAAGACGGCGAACUCGACGACGCCGAUUGUGGCGAUUACGGGGUACCUCAAGGAGCUGCAGCAGCCGCAUUUCUUUGAUGCGUUGGUGGAGAAGCCGCCGACUACUUCGAAGUUGACGGAUGUGCUUUGUAGACUGUGUCACUGGAAAGCUCCUGCUCCUGGGCAAGCGGUGCCGCUGCAUUACCCCAUGCCGUCGGGGCUGAGACAGGAGAGCUUGAGGCUGGAUGAUAGUCCCAGCUCCGGCUCCUCCGCACGAUUGGCGGGGAGCUCAUUCCGUGGCUCCAGCCGCGGUGAUUCCAUCGGCUCCUCCCUCUUCGGGGACGAGUCUUCUGUCGCUACUGACGACGUGGCAGUCAUUAUUUCUAGAAAGGCGACGGGAGAAUGGGACGUCGAUAGUGGUCUUGGGAUCUCUGAAGACGGCUCACUCCCGCACUCUCACGAGAUCCCGAAAUUACUCCCUCACCUCUCGGCACCUGCUAGUCUCGAGACGACGCACGAGCCGCCGGGGACGCCAUGUCCUGUUCCGCAAUCGUCGUCCUUAGCUACGAUGCUCAAGCGCCCACUUUCUCCUGCAAGGUUACGCGCAAAACGCGACGCCAUCCGCGGCAGCGGUUCCGCCCAACACGCUGAAUCCGGGGACGACGAGGACGAGGAGCUUGGCGACACAUCAGUCAAAGAGCGAUCGCCCAAAGGCAAGACUGGCGCGGGACAUAGAGGCUCCAAAUUGGGAACGGAGAUGAUGCGGACUAAUAGCCGCGGAAGCGUCGUGAGCGGGUUUGAUGUCCCUUAUGCCAUGGAUGGGAGUGCGGGGAGGGGAGAGGAUGACCUCGCAGGGGGGAUGGAGAAAAUGGCACUUACCCCGCCCGCUGAGGAGGGGGGGGAUAUGGAUGAGACUCCUAAACCGAGGAGUUUGUUGGGGACGCCGGGGGAGGAGGGGACGCCGCGUCCUGGGAAGAGAGGGGGAGGAGGGUAUUUGAGUGCCGGGGAUGCUGAGAGGUGAGGGUAGUUGAUGAGGGAUGUGGGGUGGAAAUUGUGUUUGUUUUGUUUACUGCUUUUUUUUGUACCGAUGAUGGCGGGGUGGAUAGCGAGGCGUUUUUGUGUUAUCGGACUGGGAUGGGAUGGUAUGGCGUUUGGGGAUGGUGUCACUCUGUCGAUUGGAACGACUGACUGACUGAGGAGAGAGACGGGGAGAGGGAGAGCGGAGAUGCAUUACCGGCGUUUUCAAACUCUCCACACACACACUUGCGUUGGAUUUUCUCUUUUCGACAACGCGAAAAGACCUGUCUUCACUUUUUUUCUUGUGUUAUAAAAACCUCAAUUUGCUGGGUGGAAUCGAUAAUGGGUGCGAGGGGCGGUUCACUUCGGUGCACACUUACUUUUACUUCUUUUUCAACAGCCAACACGAUAACCAACAACAACAACAAUACAACAACGAUGAUAGCUACGGCUACGGAUAUGGAUGGAGGAUGGAUAAGCUGCGGCUACCAACCAUCCGACAAAUCAACUACCGCUACGGCGACGAAGACUACAAUAUUUCCUUUCCUUUUACAUUUUGAAUUUUUCUUUUUACCAACCAGGAGUGGAGGUGUCAGGAUACCGCUGCAGUAGACGGGUCCGAAAUUUGAACACAAACGAGAGCGAGCCCUUGCAAAAACGCGAAUUGGGCCCGGGGGUGGAGGGGGGAGAGAGAGAGAGAGAGAGAGAGAGAAAGGGGGGAGUACAAUACAGAUCCACUACAUGUGUGAAUUUUUACCCAUAGCAACUGGGGUUUUUUUUCUCUUUUUUUUACCAGCAACAGCAUGGCAAGGAGGGGGCUAGUUUGUGUAUCUCGCGGAGCGGAUGAGUCUAGCUAGAUCGCAGAUAUACAGACAGACAGAGAGACAGGCAAGCUGGUUGUUGGAGAUAGGGUAGAGUAGAGAAUUUGAAACUACUGAGUCCCAUGUUGUGUGCUUUUUGUGGGUGUGAUUGUGAAAUGUGACUGUGAGGGAGAAUGGGGG